AAAAUGACAGAUGUUUUACUGCAUAAAACAUUGACAUCGGUGUAAUAAUUUGCAUUUUGUAUUUUGGUUUUACGUGACUCAGUCGCAAAUAACUGGCUCUAAAUUAUCGAAUCGUCAACCACUGCAACUGAAGCUGGGCAGCAGAAUUGGAAAACAGUUUAUUUGGGUCUAAAAAUUAAACGAAGUUGCAAAAUUCAGAUGGAAUAAAAACAUUGCCGAUUCCUGAGGAAAUAUUUACAACAACAAAUGGUGAAAGUAUCUAGGCUUGGCUUGUGACCCCUCGAGAAAAAUUAUUGUCGACACUUCUCAGACACACACAAAAAUGAAGCUGAUACAUUUGGCCCUUUUGCUGACGACGAUCUACCUGCACAAUGUCCUGGCAGACGAUUCCUCUGAGGAGCUCUACUCGGCCGAGAGCGCUUCCUCCUCGGAAGAAGUGAUGGAAAAUGAAGCGGUGCUGGUGGACGAGCCGGAUUUCGAUCUGCUGAUCUUCACCCAGCGGUGGCCGAUAACGGCGUGCUACGAGUGGCGCGAGAAAAGUUCCCAGAACAUCUGUGGCCUGCCAUCGCCCAAGAACAUUUGGACCAUCCACGGAAUUUGGCCAACCAAGCUGAACACCAUUGGGCCCAGCUUCUGCAACAAAACGGCCGUGUUCAACGUUACGGAGCUGGAUUCAAUUGAAACCCAACUGGAGCAGUUUUGGAUCAAUGUGGAGAAAAAUAAACCCUACGAUUCGCUGUGGCGGCACGAAUGGCUCAAGCAUGGAACUUGUGCGGCCAGCGUGAUGCCCCAACUUAACACUGAAAACAAAUAUUUCGGUCAAGGUCUCUCGUGGCUACAGCAACACUCCAUGGCAAAUGUGCUGCAGGAGAGUAAAAUCACGCCGGGAAACAACUAUACGGUGCUGGAAAUCCACACCGUUCUAACAGAUCAUUUCAAAACUAACGUUGCCAUCGAAUGUUUCCACGAUCGUGAAACCAAACAGCAAUAUCUCAACGAAAUUCGACUUUGCUUCAACAAAAGUCUGGAUCUCGCCGAUUGCGAUGGCAUUCUGUUUGAGGAAGUGACUGCCGGAUUCCGUGAUGGAAAAAUUAUAAGCAAUUGUUCCCCAAAUAAACCGAUCGUAUAUCCGGCCACGGUGCCGUCGUCCCGAUUCGAGAAGACCUACACCCACAUGUCCCCCUUUGAUCUGCACAGGAAAUUCGUGGAAGAACAUAAGAAGGCUAAAGAAAAUCGCACGAUGAAACUUCUGGUCAACUUGUACAAGCUAAUUCAGUUACUUAAGUGGACGACAGUCUAGAGGAGAGGAAAAGAAAGCGCCCAAUACCAUCCCGAAAUUUGUAAAAGACUUUCAAGCUUUUACCCCACAUUUGUUAUAUGUUUUUAACCCUUUGGCUAGGUAUGAGAAGAAAAAAACUCUUGAAAAUGUUUUCUCAUUUUUUCAGCCGUUUUGUAAUAUAGCACGCAUCUCCCAUCAUCAACAUCAGCAAUCAUCAUCGUGUUAAUAAAAAUUUAGUUAUACAUCCAA
Uranotaenia lowii is the source of this 1528-nucleotide messenger RNA. It is a transcript of the gene RNaseX25, whose product is annotated as ribonuclease Oy. Gene Ontology annotation, cellular component: extracellular region. Gene Ontology annotation, molecular function: ribonuclease T2 activity; RNA binding. The transcript has 2 exons. The record is from RefSeq and is a predicted model, not a curated record. NCBI's taxonomy places the organism in Eukaryota, Metazoa, Arthropoda, Insecta, Diptera, Culicidae. Bases 323 to 1300 code for a protein of 325 amino acids. Gene Ontology annotation, biological process: RNA catabolic process.